GUAAGACGAUAAAAGAUCGAUAACAGAUCGAUAAACCGCGGGGAAUAACGGGGUAAAAACGUCACGGAGGCUCGACGCUGAGGCACCGGCCGCUCCCGUGUCCGGUCACCGAGUUUCACCAUGGAGAACUACACUCUGGUCGGUUCUGUGGAGCAGUCGGUUCUUUGUCCGUUCUCGUUUCUUUCCAAAGACGUUCCUCAGAUCCGGGUCAAAGACGGGAGUAAGAUCCGGAACCUUCUGCGCUUCGCCCUGAGCCGCAUGGAGCCCAAGACCGGACCUGGACCCGGACCCAAACCCGGACCUGGACCCAAACCUGGAUCAAAACCCGGACCAAAACCUGGACCCAGUGGAGGAAGAGAACCAGGACCAGAACCACGACCGGACCGGACCAGUCCAGACCAGCCCAGUCCAGACCAGCCCAGUCCAGACCCUCCAGAGUCCCGGUCCGGUCCAGAGUCUCCGAGCCGCUGUGUGGUUUUCACCGCUGUGGGGAAAGGAGCGUCUAAAGCCGUGACCUGCGCCGAGAUCGUCAAGAGGAGAGUCCCCGGACUGCACCAGGUGACUCAGUUGUCGUACUCUUCGGUCUUGGACUCGUGGGACCCCGUAGAUCCGGGUCUGGGUCUGGACUCGCUCACGGUGACCAGGAAGACCCCGUGUAUCUGGAUCUUGCUUUCCGCCGCGCCGCUCGACAGGUGCACGCCGGGAUACCAGACCCCCGGUCGCUACGACGACCUGUGGGCCAAUCGGGAGCCGGGGGGCGGGGCCACGGAACACAAACCGGGAAGCAGAAAGAGGAGAGGGGGCGGAGCCAGGCCGCACCGAGAAAACAGACCCCAGAGACCCCAGGCCAAAUGAACUGGAUCUGGUUUGGACCUGGUUUGGACCUGGUUUAGUCCUGGUUUAGUUUUCAGAGCACAGACUGAAAAAGCCCAGAUUUUGAUGCACUUUUUUUGUUUUUUGGCGGCUCCUGGAGGCCGUCUGGAGGGACUCUCUGAAGUUUAAGGAUUUGUGUAAAACUGUAAAAUAAAAGUUUUAUUUUCUGAA
This is a messenger RNA of Boleophthalmus pectinirostris (great blue-spotted mudskipper), 1044 nucleotides long. RefSeq names its product ribonuclease P/MRP 25 subunit-like (gene rpp25l). Lineage: Eukaryota; Metazoa; Chordata; Actinopteri; Gobiiformes; Gobiidae. Bases 121 to 855 code for a protein of 244 amino acids. The transcript is spliced from 4 exons. Gene Ontology annotation, molecular function: RNA binding. The record is from RefSeq and is a predicted model, not a curated record. Gene Ontology annotation, biological process: tRNA 5'-leader removal. Gene Ontology annotation, cellular component: ribonuclease MRP complex.